GAGAUAAAAUGGGGUAUCAUUGGGGUAGGCAAUGUAUGUGAAGUCAAGAGCGGACCUGCGUUUCAGAAGUGCGAUGGGUCUGAGUUGGUGGCUGUGAUGCGGCGCGAUGGCGCAGCAGCGGAAGACUUUGCCAAACGACACGGAGUGCCCAAAUGGUACGAUGAUGUGGAUCAACUCAUCAAUGACGAUGAGGUCAAUGCUCUGUACAUCGCCACACCCCCUG
This is a messenger RNA of Sphaeroforma arctica JP610, 223 nucleotides long. RefSeq lists its product as hypothetical. The transcript has a single exon. The annotation marks the transcript as partial. Lineage: Eukaryota; Ichthyosporea; Ichthyophonida. Gene Ontology annotation, molecular function: nucleotide binding. The record is from RefSeq and is a predicted model, not a curated record.